AAAACCGCUCUUUUUUUGAGGUAAAUCCAACUUUCUUCAGGUAAAACCCUCUUUUUUUGAGGUACAUUUUGUCUUUCCUGAGGUGAAUUCGCCCUUCUCUGAAGUCAAAUCUCCUCCCUGAGGUUAAAGGUUUUCUUUCUUGAGGUAAAAGUGCCUUUUCCUGAGAGUAAAAUAUCUUUUCCGUGAGGUAAAAUUGAUCUUUCUGGAGGUAAAACCUCUUUUCCUGGGAAGAAAAUUUCUCCUUCCUGAGGGAAAAAGUUACUUUUCCUGAGGAAAAAUCUCUGUGGCUUAAAAAUCUGCUCCCUGGAGUGAAAAAAAACCCCUCCCUGACGUGAAAAAAACUCUUUUCCUGAGAGAAAAUAUAAUUUCUGGGAGAUAAAAUCAAUUGUUAAUGAGGUAAAAUCUCCCUUUUUUGGGAUAAAAUCCCCUUCUUGAGGUGAAAAAUGACCUCUGUGAUGUGACAAAAACCCUUUUCCUGAGAGAAAAAAUAUUUUCUGUGAGGUAAAAUUGACCGUUAUUGAGGUAAAAUAGACCAUUCUUGAGGUGAAAUCUUUUUUUUUGAGGUAAAAUCCUCUCCCUAAGGUGAAAAAUCAGUUCCAUGAUGUGAAAAACGCAGUCCCUGAGGGAAAAAAAAGUCCUCGUUGAGGUAAAAAUCUCCUUUUUUUGAGGAAAAAUCCCUUUCCUGAGGUAAAAACUCAUCUCCGUGUGAAAAAAAACCUUUUCCUGAGGGAAAAAAAAUCUUUUCUGUGAGGUAAAAUCUUUUGUUAUUGAGGUAAAUCCUCCUUUUUUUGAGGAAAAAUCAUCUCCCUGGGGUGAAAAACCACUUCUGUGAUGUGGAAAACGCUUUUCAUGAGGUAAAAAAUAUUUUCUGUGAGGUAAAAUUGAUCGUUCUUGAGAUAAAAUUGACCGUUCUUGAGGUAAAACCUCCUUUUUUUGAGAUAAAAUCAACUCUCUGCGGUGUAAAAUCAUCUCUGUGAUGUGGAAAAGCCCUUUUCCUUAGGGGAAAAAUCUCUUCUGGGAGGCAAAAUUGAUCAUUCUUGGAGUAAAAUCUCCUUAUUUGAGGUAAAAUCACCUCCCUGGUGUGAAAAAAACCCUUUUCCUGAGGGAAAAGGCCUUUUCCGUGUGUUAAAAUCGAGGUAAAAAUCCCCUUUUCUGUGAGGUAAAAAGCCGGGGGGGGUGUGGGGGCGCCAAAUUCCCUCUCAUUGCCCACUUCCAAAAUGGCGGCGCAUGGGGUGGGCGGUCUAUCUGCCCGCUUCGAAGAUGGCGUCAUGAGCGGCACCCACGCCCCCCUUAUGCCGUCACGUGACAGGAAGCGUCGCUCUAUCCAUCCGCUCCUCACGGGACUCCAUGGUUUUGAACGCCGAGCGGUGUUUGGAACCGGGGCUCCGGUGAACCAUGGCGCAGGCCCGGGGUGUCAACAGCAUCCGGUUCAACCAGGACCAGAGCUGUUUCUGCGUGGCGAUGGAUUCCGGGGUGCGGAUCUUCAACGUGGAACCCCUGAUGGAGAAAGGGCAUUUGGACGCGGAGCAGGUGGGCAGCGUGGGGCUGGCGGAGAUGCUGAACUGCUCCAACCUUUUGGCCAUCGUGGGCGGUGGGAGUCACCCCAAAUUCCCCGACGUCUCAGUGUUGAUUUGGGACGACGCACGGGAAGGGAAAGACAAACUGGUGCUGGAAUUCACCUUCCCCAAACCCGUCCUGGCGGUCCGGAUGCGCCCCGAUAAGUUGGUGGUGGUGCUGCAGAGCCGCCUCUACGUCUUCUCCUUCCCCCAAAACCCCACCAAACUCUUUGAGUUCGACACCCGGGACAACCCCAAAGGGAUCUGCGAUCUCUGUCCCAGUUUGGAGAAGGCCUUACUGGUGUUCCCGGGGCACAAGUGUGGGAGCCUUCAGCUGGUGGACGUGGGUGCGGCCCGGGAGGGCUCCUCGGUGGCCCCGGUGACGGUGGCCGCUCACCAGAGCGAGGUCGGCUGUGUGGCGCUGUCGCCCUCGGGCGCUCUCGUGGCGUCGGCUUCGCGCCGCGGGACCCUCAUCCGCCUCUUCUGCACCCACAGCCGCGCGCGGGUGCUCGAGCUGCGCCGCGGCACCGACCCCGCCACCCUCUACUGCCUGGCGUUCAGCCCGGACUCGGCCUUUCUGUGCGCCACCAGUGACAAAGGCACCGGGCACAUCUUCGCUCUGCGCGACACUCGCCUCAACCGGCGCUCGGCGCUGGUGUGCGUGGGCCCGGUGGGACCGGUGCUGGAACCCUACGUGGAGUCGCAGUGGUCUCUCGCCACCUUCGCCCUCCCCGGAGAGUCCCCCGCGCCGUGCGCCUUCGGCACCGCCGGACGCAGCCCCCGCGCCGUCGUGGGUCAGGGACACCCCAAAACCGUGUGCGGCGAUGGCUCCUUCCACAAGUACGUGUUCAGCCCCGACGGGAACUACAACCUCAAGGCCUUCCAUGUCUUCCUUGACAUCUGCGACGACGACGACUUCUGA
Cuculus canorus (common cuckoo) is the source of this 2478-nucleotide messenger RNA. RefSeq names its product WD repeat domain 45 (gene WDR45). The coding region runs from base 1396 to 2478 and encodes 360 amino acids. NCBI's taxonomy places the organism in Eukaryota, Metazoa, Chordata, Aves, Cuculiformes, Cuculidae. The transcript has 11 exons. The record is from RefSeq and is a predicted model, not a curated record. Gene Ontology annotation, cellular component: phagophore assembly site membrane; cytosol; extrinsic component of membrane. Gene Ontology annotation, biological process: nucleophagy; protein localization to phagophore assembly site; autophagy of mitochondrion. Gene Ontology annotation, molecular function: protein binding; phosphatidylinositol-3,5-bisphosphate binding; phosphatidylinositol-3-phosphate binding.